Molecule: messenger RNA, 15961 nt
Organism: Pantherophis guttatus
Lineage: Eukaryota; Metazoa; Chordata; Lepidosauria; Squamata; Colubridae
Gene: GNAO1
Product: G protein subunit alpha o1
Biological process (GO): G protein-coupled dopamine receptor signaling pathway; adenylate cyclase-modulating G protein-coupled receptor signaling pathway
Cellular component (GO): heterotrimeric G-protein complex; cytoplasm
Molecular function (GO): GTPase activity; corticotropin-releasing hormone receptor 1 binding; G protein-coupled serotonin receptor binding
Source: RefSeq, a predicted model, not a curated record
CUCUCUCCUCCGGCUGGCUGGCGGACACGCGCGCGCGGGCGCUCUCGCCUCCCCCCCUCCCCACCGCCAGCCUUUCUGCAUUUCUCUCCAUUAGGACGGGCUGAACGAUGAGAUCGCUCGCAGCCACCGCCGCCGCCGCCGCCCAUUAGAGACCCCCCAGGUUAGGGGGAGGGGAGAGGAAGAGGGGGAGGAAGGGGGAAAAAAAUAACCCACCCCAAUCCAACAGCAGGGAAAGAAGGAGAAGGAAAAAAAGAAAAAGAAAGAGAAAAAGAAAGAAAGAAGGCAGAGGAAAGAAAAUCCGAAGGAGAGAAAUUCUGGCCGAAGAAGGAAGGGCGGACCAAACCCCCAAAUCUUGAGCACUUUCUCCCCGUUUUGCAAACGAUACCGGAGCCGGAGCUCUCAAGCAACCGGGGCCAGCUCGGUUUUCUUCUCCAGCUGGGGCAGAAGAAGCGAGAGCUCCGCUGCCUCCGACCCCGCUUCUUCCGACUCCUCCGGCAGGCGAGCUACCUCCCUUCUCUUCUCCCAGCGCCCCCCCAUUCUCUCUCUCCCCCCCCCCCACACACACCCCAACUCUCCUCCCGACCAGCUCCUGCAGCUCCCGCAAGCUCGGCUGGUUCCUUUGGAUGCCUUGAUUCGCCGGAGCGAGCGAAGAGCAGGGCUGGGAAGCAGGAGGAGAAGAGAGGGAGAGAGGGAGAGAGGGAGAGAGAAAGAAAAGAGAGGGAUUCCCCUCUUCUGCCUUUGGCGUUGCAAUCCGAGCUUUUCUCCCGAUCCGGCUUUUCUUUCCCCCCCUUUGGGCUCCUCCGUGAAAGGGUGGGGGGGAAGAAGCGAAGGAGAAGGGUCCGCCAGCCCGGCACCGUUCCCGAUUUGGGGCCACCAUGGGAUGUACGUUGAGCGCCGAGGAAAGAGCCGCCUUGGAAAGGAGCAAAGCGAUCGAGAAGAACCUCAAGGAAGAUGGGAUCACCGCGGCCAAAGAUGUGAAAUUACUCCUGCUAGGGGCUGGGGAAUCCGGAAAAAGCACAAUUGUGAAGCAGAUGAAGAUCAUCCAUGAAGAUGGCUUUUCUGGAGAAGACGUGAAGCAGUACAAGCCUGUGAUCUAUAGCAACACUAUUCAAUCCUUGGCAGCUAUUGUCCGUGCCAUGGACACGCUGGGCAUAGAAUACGGGGAUAAGGAAAGACGGGCUGAUGCCAAGAUGGUCUGUGAUGUCGUGAGUCGGAUGGAAGACACGGAGCCCUUCUCUCCAGAGCUGCUUUCGGCAAUGAUAAGGCUUUGGUCCGAUAGUGGCCUUCAAGAGUGUUUCAACCGGUCCCGAGAAUAUCAGCUCAACGACUCUGCUCAAUACUAUCUAGACUGCUUAGAUCGAAUUGGAGCUCCCGAUUACCAGCCCACAGAGCAAGACAUCCUUCGAACCAGGGUCAAAACAACCGGCAUUGUAGAAACCCAUUUCACAUUCAAAAACCUCCAUUUCAGGCUGUUUGAUGUUGGGGGUCAGAGAUCGGAGCGUAAGAAGUGGAUUCACUGUUUUGAGGAUGUCACGGCAAUCAUUUUCUGUGUCGCGCUGAGUGGGUAUGACCAGGUACUUCAUGAAGAUGAAACAACGAAUCGCAUGCAUGAAUCGCUGAAGCUGUUUGAUAGCAUCUGUAACAAUAAAUGGUUCACAGAUACCUCCAUUAUCCUCUUCCUCAAUAAGAAGGACAUCUUUGAAGAGAAGAUUAAGAAAUCCCCCUUAAUUAUCUGCUUUCCAGAUUAUACAGGAACCAGCAACUUCCCGGAUGCGGUGACUUACAUCCAGACGCAGUACGAGAGCAAGAAUAAGUCAUCCAACAAAGAGAUAUACACUCACAUCACCUGUGCCACCGACACCAACAACAUCCAGUUUGUCUUUGAUGCUGUAACUGAUGUCAUAAUUGCCAAUAAUUUGCGCGGAUGUGGACUAUAUUAAAACCCCUCCCUCCCUUCCCCCUCCGGCCUGUAGAAGAAUCUCAAUUCAUUGCUUUGUUUGAUUCGGUCUCCUUACUCUUCUUAUGUAGCCCUAAGACCCAUCCGUUUCUUUCAGAGGAAAGGGUUGGGGAGCAUAGGUUCUGCACCAGUGGUUGGUUUCUACCAGUUUGCGCUGGUUCGCUCUGCACAUGUGGAGUGGAUGGGUGGAGCCUCUCACUGCUGCCAUUACUGUUCUGCACUCCACUUUGGUCUGUUAUGGUGGGGAAAAAGAUCUUGAAAAUUGUUGCCGGUGUCUCCAUUCACAGGGUUUUUCUCCUCCGUAUACACACGAAAGGGAUAAAGAGAAUAAUCAGCUCAGUGGUGAAAUCUAAAAUUAGUUACUGUGGGCGUGGCUUGGUGGUGGUGGGGGGUAAUGUGACUGGGUGGGCGUGGCCAAUUUUUUUUUUUAACUUUUAAAACUAUUUUUUCUACAACCUCUUCUGCGAAGAGGUUGUAAAAAAAAUGCUUUCAAAAGGCUCUGACGAUCCCAGCUGAGUUGCCUGAUCGGCAGAGGCUUUUUUAAAAAGUCUCUGCCGGUCAGGCAACUCAGCUGGGAUCGUCAGAGGCAUUUAAAAGAAAAAAAGGUUUUUUUUUUUAAAAGCCUUUGACGAUCCCAGCUGAGCCGUACGAUCAUCAGAGGCUUUUUUUAUAUAUAUAUACUUUUAAAAGCAUUUUUUCGGCCGAAGAGGUUGUAGAAAAAAUGCUUUAAAAAGUUUUUAAAAAGCCUCUGAUGAUUGUGCGGCUCAGCUGGGCAGAGGGGGUGGGCAGGGAUUUUUGCUACUGGUUCUCCGAACCACCCGCCUCCAUCGCUACCGGAUCAGGCGAUCCGGUCUGAACCGGGAGCAUUUCACCCCGUGAAUAAGCUCCGGAAAUGCCCGGGAGGAAAUUUUGUAAAAAUUGCUGAUUUCCCAAAUCUUACUCAAACUUUCAACUCUUCUUUCCAUUUUCCCACUUCUGUUCCUCUGCUUUUAAAUUCUCUGAUCUCUUUUUUCACAAAAAGCCUAAGAAGAUCAUAAAAAAUAGAUAUAUUAUUAAUGUUUUGGCUGAUACAUUUUUUUUCAUUGUUUCUCCCUCCCUCCCCCUCCAAUCUCUUCCCUUCCACCCAACCUGGACUUUCGUGUCUCCAAAUUUUACUGUUUGUCCAUUCUGAAAUGCCUCCGAAAUUCCUGAAUAUUGAAUUUCAAGAGCAAGAAUUCCGUGUAUUCAUUUUUGCCGUUCAAGCAAAACAUACCCGAUCCACACAUUUAAGGACUAGACAAUCAGUGGCCAAGUCUUAAAUCGGAUAAAAGAGCAGCCUGCUCCGUUUUAACUCCCAGGAUCAGAGUUGUCCUCAUCUUGAGAAGGUUGUGUUUUCCACUCUCAUUCUCACUGUGGUUCAGAAUUCUUUCUUUUUUUUCCCAUUUAUUCAUUGGAAGCGGAUAAUUGUUGGGCUUGUCUAGCAAAAUAUCUUUCUAGCACCCUGCCGGAGUAAUGUGCCUUUUUCAGAAAACAUGAAACUGGAACUAUAGGUUUACAUCAUGAAUGUGUCCAACAUUCCUGAUAUAAACUGAAAUAACAGAGUUGGAAGGGAUCUUGGAGGUCUUCUAGUCUAACCUCCUUAACUUAACACCAUCCUGAAGAAAUAGCUGUCCAGUCUCUUUUUGAAAACCUCCAGUAAUGGAGCUCCCACAACUUAUAACCACCCAUCUUAUAGUACACACACACACACCUCUGGGCAGCUGAAUGAGAGGUUCACAAAGAACACAGUCUGCCAAGCAAAGAUUUCAUUUUUCAUGGAAAGAAAUAAGGAUGACAUAAGAGCCUUGGUGGCGCAGCAGACUAAAGCACUGUUAAGUAACACCAGCUGCCUGCAAUUACUGCGAGUUCAAAUCUCACCAGGCUCAAGGUUGACUCAGCCUUCCAUCCUUCCGAGAUAGGUAAAAUGAGGACCCGGUUUGUGGGGGCAAUAAGCUGACUUUGUAUAAAAAAAGAACACCGCUUAGAGGGGGCCGAAAGCCCUACUAAGCAGGUAUAUACAAAAGUAUGCAAGCUAUUGCUUAACGCAUUGUAAGCCGCCCUGACUCUCCGGAAAAGGGCGGCAUAUAAAUCGAACCAAUAAAUAAAUAAAGGAGCCUGGAUAGCUCAACAAAUAGAGCUCUGUAAUUUAACACCAGCUGUCUGCAAUUAAAAUAAGAUCGAAUCUCGCCAGGCUCAAGGUUGACUCAGCCUUCCAUCCUUUCUAAGGUAGGUAAAUUGAGGACCCAGAUUGUGGGGGCAAUAAGCUGACUUUGUAUAAAUAUACAAAAGUAUGAAGGCUAUUGCUUAACGCCUUGUAAGCCGCCCUGAGUCUCCGGAGAAGGGCGGCAUAUAAACCAAAUAAAUAAAUAAAUAAAUAAAUAAAUAAAUAAAUUAAAUAAAUAAGGGACCGUGUAUUUUGAUGGGCACACCAAAGGUCCCAUCACAGGAUCCUUUUAAAUUUGAAACCAGCUUUGUGUACCUUCCUUCUUUAGAAAGGUAAGGAGCAAGGCCAAUCAAGUAGAGUAGAGAAAAGGAAGUAAGGAGAGCCAGUUUGGUCCUGGGGGUGAAGAUAGCAGGCUAGGAAGCAGGAGGUUGUGAGUUCCAGUCUCGCCUUAGCCACGAAAGCCAAUUGGGUGAGUUUGGGCCAAUCACUAGGACCGCAAUGGUGAACCUAUGGCACGCGUGCCACAGGUGGCACACGUAGCCAUAUCGGUGGGCACUACGAGCUCAGCUCCCACCGGAAGUUAGCAAACGGGCCAUUUCUGGUCUCUGGAGGGCUCCGGGGGGUGGGGGGAGGCUGUUUUCGCCCACCCCAGACUCUAGAAAGGCUCUGGAGGCUGGGGAGAGCAAAAAACAGGCCUUCUGGUCCCACUAGAAGUUGGCAAACGGGCCAUUUCUGGCCUCCAGGGGGAUGGGGAAGGCCAUUUUUGCCCUCCCCAGACUCCUAGAAAGGCUCUGGAGUCCUACCAUCCUAUCGCGUGCCAGGAGUGGGGGGAGUGGGGGAGCGCGCACACACAUGUGCAGGGGCAGGGUGCAUAGAAUUAUGGGUGUGGGCAUGCACGCGGCUGACACCUCACCCCACCCCCGCUCCUGGCACGCGAUGGCAAAAAGGUUAGCCAUCCCUGCACUAGGAGACAGUGAUUCUAGUCCCACCUUAGACAUCAAAGCUGAUUGGGUUACCUUGGACCAGUCUCUCUCAGCCCGACGCUCCCUCACAGGGUUGUUGUGCUGGGCAAACAAGAAGGAGGAAGUCAUGUUGGAUAUGUUGCUUUGAGUUAAAGUAAUAAAGGCACGGUACAAACAAAUAGAUAAAUAGGAUGGUUCACCACCAUAUCCAACAGAAUUACGGUCCAAGGCAGUGUUCCUGGCUCAUAGUUAGAUUUAUCAGGUAUUGUGAUAGUCAGAGUGAAGAAGAGGCAAUGGAGGUUGGAAUCUGGUUUGAGAUGACAAGAGCGUCAAAAAGUGCCGUGUGAAUGAGGCAGAGGGCAAUCGGAAAUCGCGGGAAAUGUGGGAGUAAAUAGAUGAAAGAAAAACCAAGCGAGACGGAUAAUGGAGCUAAGAGUUAUGCCGGGGACUCCUCAGUUUGAACGAAGGCAAGUAGAAAGUCCAAGGAAGUUGAUUUUGGAAUGGGAAAAGUAGCAAAAGACACAUUCAAAGGCCAGAAGGAAACAGUUGCAAAACCUACUGUGGAAAGUCAUGGAUUAAGUUCUCCAGAAGUUGUGAGUGCUCCAUCACUUUAAAAAAAGUUUUUAAAGAAGCGAUUGGACAACCAUUUGCCUGAACUGGUCAAGAGUUUCCUGCCUGAAUAGGGAGUUGGACUAGGUCCCUUCCAACUUUAUUAUUCUCUUAAUUUUAUGACUAUCUGGCUUUCCUGAAACCGUAGAAGAAUGCUAGGUUUGUAUGCAUCUACGGAAGGCAGGUAGAUCUUAACUGAAUCUGAAUUAUCAGGUAGAAAAACAAAUAUCUUCUUAUUGGAUGCUUUCUGUAUGUAUCAGGCUCAAUUUCCCCAUAAUCCACCAUCCUGACCGUUAGUGGUGCUAACUGGGGAUUAUGGGAGAGAUGUUCCAAGAGAUGCGUUGAAGGCAUCAGAUUGCCCUUGCCAAUUAGAGACACGAGAUAAUGUAAAGUUGUUUCAGCUAAUGGAAUUUAGGGGAAUGGGAUGAGAGCAGAAACGAUGAAGUGAUAAGAUACGAAAUAGGAGCCUGCCCUCAGGAAUCUGUUAUGGAUCUUCUGCAGAGUUUGGAAUGCUUUGUUAAUUAUUAGACUAGAAGUGUUAAUUUUUUUAAAAAAAAGAACAAGUAAUAAUUGAGUCUUCAACAAAUUGAGUUCAAAAUGACUCUUGCUAAGCAAGAGAGUUAUGUGAUUUUCCACCCCCCCAUUUUAAGACCUUUCUUGCCACCGUUGUUAAGUGAAACACUGCAGGUGUUAACUUAGUAACUCGGUUGUUAAGUGAAUCUGGCUUCCCCGUUGACUUUUGCUCGUCUCAAAAGUGACCUUGAGACACUGCAACCGUCAUAAAUAUGUCUCAGCUGCCAAACAUCCGAAUUUUGAUCACACGAUCAUGGGGAUGCUGCAGCGGUCGUAACUGGGAAAAACGAUCAUCAGUCACUUUUUUCAAUAUCAUUGUAACUUCAAUCGGUCACUAAAUGAACGGUUGUAACUCGAGGACUGCCUGCAUUCAAAUGAACUGUAUGGACUUUCUUUGGAAGAAUAAAAAAGAAGGAAGGGCAUUCGGGAAGAAAAAUAAAUAAGUAAGACAAGACAGAGACUGAAGCCGUGGUGGUAUUCAGCCAGUUCUAUUCGGUUUGGGUGAACCGGUAGAGGCGACUGAGGGAGGCUCCGCCCACCCGCCCAGACGUCAUCACGUCCCGUUUUUGACACUGCGCAUGCGUGAAGGUCCUGUGCAUGUGCAGAGGUUGCGUGUGCGCUCACAUUUGCAAACCGGUAGCGUAGGUAAGUGAAUACCACCCCUGGACUGAAGUAGAGGAAAGAAGAAGAGAACAGAACAGGAGAGAAGAGGAGAGAAGAGAAGAGAAGAGAAGAGAAGAGAAGAGAAGAGAAGAGAAGAGAAUUUUUUAUUGGCCAAGUGUGAUUGGACACACAAAGAAUUUGUCUUGGUGCAUACGCUCUCAUUGUACAUAAAAAGAAGGAACCACAUUCAAAAAAAUGGCAAAAACAUAGUUGAGCUAGAGGGGAGUUGAAUGUAAAUGCUGUAUUGUUGGAAACCUAACUCUGAAACUAAGUCUGAAAUUCACACCUAGGUGAUCAACUUCUACUUUUAUUCAAUUAAUGCUGGGGUUCUGAUGGGGUUGGGCCAGGAAUUUGAUAGUCAGUUGUUCUGGCACCAGGUGAGAAGAGGUGUUCUAUUUUUAUUCUGUUUUUAUGAGCCACUAUGGGAGCCAGGCGGCAAUAUACAUCCUCUAAAUACUUAAAUAAAUAGAAAUGAAAUGAAAAACUUGGUUGGGAACUUCAAAUUACUGCAAUUGUAGAUGCUUGAGAGAAGAACGUGAACAAUGGACUCUACGUGUUCUUGGAAAAUGUCUCUGGGGAUCAGUGGCUUAACUAUUGAAGAGUAAUGCUGAAUGGAUGGGUUUCAUUUUUGCUUUUUAUCUUUGUUGCCUAAUUUAAGCCAAAAUAUACAAUGGACUAAGUGUUAAUGUAAGCCAACUGUCAACGUAUUUGCAAAAGUGGACGUUGAAUAGGGAGCAUUGUCUAGUCGUUGUUUUUAAUGUUAGUCAUGAAGUUGUGUCCGACCCAUCGCGACCCCAUGGACAAUGUUCCUCCAGGCCUUCCUGUCCUCUAGCAUCCUCUGGAGUCUAUUUAAGCUCACGCCGACUCCUUCAGUGACUCCAUCCAGCCACCUCGUUCUCUGUCAACCCCUUCUUCUUUUGCCCUCAGUCUUCCCCAGCAUUAGGCUCUUCUCCAGUGAGUCCUUCCUUCUCAUUAGGUGGCCAAAGUCUUUUGAGUUUCAUCUUCAGGAUCUGGCCUUCUAAAGAGCAGUCAGGGCUGAUCUCCUCUAGGACUGACCGGUUGGAUCGCUUUGCAGUCCAAGGGACUCGCAGGAGUCUUCUCCAGCACCAGAGUUCAAAGGCCUCAAUUCUUUGCCACUCAGUCUUUCUAAUGGGCCAACUUUCACAGCCAUCCAUUGCAACUGGGAAAAGUCUAGUCGUACAGGUGGGUAAUAUUUUGAGAAUAUUCCUAUUGGAUAUUUUCAGAGCUGUAAAAGAAAUGUGUUUAUUUGUGCUUUGAAGCAAAUUCACAUCCGAUACUUCUCUGAAUGAAAGCCUAAAUUAAAAGAUUUGGAAUUCGAUUGUAACUCUACUUAGGGCAGUAUUUCUCAGCCUCAGACACUUUUAAGGUGUGUGGACUCCCAGAAUCCCUCAGCCAUCAGGAAGCCCACACAUCUUAAAAUGGCUGAAAUUACACCGAUCUUACUGUGAAGGAUAAGUGGACGUUCGGUUUACCUGGAACAUCUUUGCAAUAAUUUUAGGGUGGGGUUUUUUUAUUAUUAUUUCUCAACCUUAGCAACUUUAAACUGGGUGAACGUCAACUCCCAGAAUUUCCCAGCCAGCAGAGGGAAUUCUGGGGGAUUUUGAUUUUCGUGGCUUGCUCAGGAAUUCUGGGAUUUGAAAUCCACACAUCUUAGAAGUCGGCCAAUGUGAAAAACAUGGAUUUGGUACCUUCCAAAUGUAUGAAAUGAUGUGAUUGUUGACCCAUUCUGCUUGGGAAUUUGGGAAGGUGCAAUCUCAGCAUUUUUGGAGGGCACCUAAUCCGUCUGCAAUAAUUUUUGCAGGGACGUCUCGUCUAACCAUCGCCGAAAAAAUGCACUAGAUUGCUACAACACAAGCUCUUUCUACCCUUAAAUAUUUGCAUAUAGUAAAAUUCUACUUAUCUUACCCAGGCACAUUGACGGGGAAUCCUAAAUCAAUGCCUUGGUGGAAAUCCCAAAGUCAAGACUGGCAUAUAAAUUUUUGCAGUGUUUCCCAAUCUUAAAGCAUCUCCUUAUCUUUGGCUUUUAAAAUCUUAAUAUAGCUGUCAACUCGCAAAGCAUCCGUGGCCUGUUCUCAAAUUGCCAUAGGCAAGGAGGAUGGGAAACCGACAAAGCAGCAUUGCAGCCAAAGACAGAAGCACAUUUCAGAGAUAUUUUUUUCAAGGCUGUCUCCCAGGGUUACCCACAGUGACCGGAGGGGAGUGAUCUCUACCACCCGUGAAAUUGCUCCGUUGGCGAAUGUGAUUGAUGAUACACCCUGGGGAGAGGGGGGAAACAAGGUUAUGAUUGGGGCUGUAAAUUAUGUGGGGGUCAGAGUUGGUUUCAUUUGGGAACGUGCUGACAUGAAGCUCCUAAUAAAUAACUGGAUUUCUUUUGAAGCUUGGCUCGAGGCUCUUGAUUUAAUUAGGGCAUUCAUUGAAACCCUGACAAUAGCCUCCUGUAGCAUGGAAUGUUCUAGAACAGGAUUCUCCAAACUUGGCAACUUUAAGACCUAUGGACUUCAACUCCCAGUCUUAAAGUUGCCAAGUUUGGAGACCCCUGUUCUAGAAAUUCAUGCCGUAGAAUUUCUCCCAUAGAAUGGCAUGUCAUAGGGGUGGACAUUGGAGGAAGCUACAUUACUGUCUUAAUCUCAAAGCAAUUCAACAGGACAUUCUAUCUUUUGCCACAAAAAGAGGGAGGGUUAAUUAAUCUGCAAAUAGAGACAUGCUCCUGUUAAACUUAGCAAUAUUCUUAGUUCAUUGUUGUAUAAUUGCCCUCUGCAGGGAUGAGUAACCACAACAAACAGGACACACUGGGUUAUUUUUUUUUUCUCUUCACCUUUUGCAAGCAAGCUUCCCUAUUUACCAGUAAAUCAGUACUGAGUGACAAAGGGCUUCUCCAAGGAGUCACGCUCACAAAGAAAUAGUCGGCGUCUUCAACACGAGUGCCUUCUGCAAAUGUGAAUUAAUCUAUAAUAUUCAUAUGAAAAGCGUCCAUAUCAGUGGUGGGUUUCAAAAAUUUUUACUACCGGUUCUGUGGGUGUGGCUUGGUGGGCCUGGCAGGGGACGGAUACUGUAAAAUUUCCAUUCCCACCCCACUCUAGGGGAAGGAUACUGCAAAAUCCCCAUUUCCUCCUGAUCAGCUGGGACUUGGGAGGCAGAGAAUAGAUGGGGGUAGGGCCAGUCAGAAUUUUUACUACCGGUUCUCCGAACUACUCAAAAUUUCCACAACAGGUUCUCCAGAACUGGUCAGAACCAGCUGAAACCCACCUCUGGUCCAUAUUGCAUGCUUUAAGAAUAAGAAUAAGAAUAAUUUUAUUUCUAUACCGCCCUUCUCCCGAAGGACUCAGGGCGGUGUACAGCCUAUUAAAAGCACAAGACAAACAUCGAUUAAAAUAAUUUAAAAUUAUUAAAUAAUUCGGCUCAAUUUAAAACCCCAGAAAUUUCAAACACCCAAUUUAAAAUUAUUAUGUUGAUAGCCCGGCCUGGUGGAACAACAGGGUCUUUAAGGAUGCUAUCAUUCUGUAUUCCAGGAAUGCAGUAACAAGAAAGAUCAAUGUUGCAAUGUAUAAAUCACACAACCUUGAAGAGAUUGCUGACUGAUGGAUGUUUAGUUGUGUGCUGUUAAAUUGGUUUUGACUUUUAGCAACCAUAUAAAUAGAUUUUUUUUCCCCCCAGGAUAGUCUGUCCCCAACCUGGUCUGUCCGAACUUGCAAUGAUGCAUUUAUGUUAUUGCUAUUGUUUCAUUCUGUGUAGCAUACCUCAUUAUCUGUGUGGCUGGUCUGCCUAAUUGAUUCUCCAUUUGCGACAGAGGGAAAAGGGCAGGAUGGAGAAAUAAUCGCUUCGUUUCUGAAAAGUCUUCAUAGAGUCAUGGUUACCUAAGUCACUAUUUCUAGAUUUUUUUUAAAGCUCUGCCCACAAUGUGAAGGGUUAGAAACUUGCAGCCCUUUUUUUUUUUAAUGUGAUCAGAAUCUUAACUUUUUCGGGACUCGAGCAGAAUUCAGAAAUUCUCCUCUACAAAUCUGCCAUUUUUCUUCCAAUCUAAACUGUAGUUUCCCCCCAAUUCCUAACACACUUAUUUCCUGAAAACCAACACUGUCAGAAACAGUUCAAAAAUUUUAGCAAGAGGGUCAUUGCCCGGUUGCUGGGUGGGCGUGGCCAUGGUAGGCGUGGCCUCCUGCACCACAGGGGUGCAUUUUUGCCCUCCCCGGGCUCCGGAGGCUUUCCUCGAGCCUCUGGGAACACGAAAACGGCCUCUCCAGGCUGUGGAGGCCCCCUGGAGCUUCCCGAAUUUCCGAUAGGCCCAUUUUUCACCCUCCCUGAGCCUCCGCACACAGCUUGCAUUUACCUGCAUCCAAAAUGGGCCACAUGGGGACUCCUGGGAGGGAUGGGGUGGGCGAGACCAGCCAGGAGUGGGAUUUGGCAAAAUCAAGGGGGAAGUCAGAUUCACUUAACAACCGUGUGAUCCAGUGAUUCACUUAACCACUGUGGCCAGAAAGGUCGUAAAAUGGGGCAAAAUUCACUUAACGAAUGUCUCACUUAGCAACGGAAAUUUUAGGCUCAGUUGUGGUCAUAAGCCAAGGAAAUCCGUGCCAAAAUAUAACGGGAAGGGAAAUGCUUGCUCUGGACUCAAACAUUGUGGCUAUGCACAAAUGCGUUUGCCAUAAAGAAUGUGAAACAGCUAUUGUAGAAAUGCAAUAUUGACACCCUUAAGAACAUCUGCUUGACUUCUGCAGCCCAAUGACUUUGAAUUCUGACGUUUAAAUGAGACGUGAGCUUUAAAAUGUGGGUUUAGGUGAGGUUGUGAGGCUUUUGACAGCUCUCAUGGUGCGACGAGCUACAGUGUUGCAGUAACCAUCUUACACUGUCUGUGGCCAUCUUACAUUGCUUUCUAUGCCCCUGAAGGUCUUAUUAAUGUUGGUGAUAUUUGUAGCUCAUUAGCAGAGAAUUGAUUGUUGUGCCACAUUGAAGAGAAAACAAAUGACAAAUUGCACUGCGUGACAUCAUCGGCACCAAACAACUCAUAUCGUGACUCAACUGAUGUGAAUUGCCUACUGACAUCGUCGGUAGGAAUGAUAUCAUUGUGCGCAUCUCAUUAUGGCAGCACGGUGGCUUGUAACAAAUACCUAUGACGCCAAACUGAGCCUCAAAGCAGUAAAUUGCUGGGUUUUUAUUAUCUCUGCACUGCAGAGAAGGGCUGACGACGAGACAGUUUGUGUUAACGGUUAAAAGCUUGCUUGGUAAUACAAUGCUCACCCCAGGAAUGGGUUUUACUUACCUCCGCUACCUGUUCGUAACGGGAGCAUGCACAGAUUGUUCAUGAUGACGUCCAGGCGGGUAGGCGGAGCCUCCUGCCACCGAUACUACCAGUUCGCAAGAACAGGACCGAACCGGGAGCAACCCACCACUGCCUCGCCGUGGAUAACAUAUCCCGCAAUCCUAUUUAAUAGUGACUGUCAAAAUGGGAAGAUGUUUUGCAAAGUGUGGAACAUUCCAAGAGAGAUUUUACUCCCUGUGCCUGCAUAACAUGUUGUAUGUAGCCCAGUGGUGAAAUGUAAAUUUUGUUACUAACGGUUCUGUGGGCGUGGCUUGGUGGGGGGGGGUAAUAUGACUGAGUGGGCAUGGCCAACUUUUUUUUUUUUUUUUUUACUUUUAAAACCAUUUUUCUACAACCUCUUUGGGUGAAGAGGUUGUUUAAAAAAUGCUUUUAAAGCCUCUGACGAUCCCAGCUGACUUGCCUGAUUGGCAGAGGCUUUGUUUUUACUUUUAAAAGCAUUUUUUCUAUAACCUCUUCAGCCCAAGAGGUUGUAGAAAAAAUGCUUUUAAAAAUAAAAAAAAAGCCUCUGAUGAUCGUGUGGCUCAGUUGGGCAUGGGGGGGGGCAGGGAUUUUUGCUACCGGUUCUCCGAACCACCCGCCUCCAUCGCUACUGGAUCAGGCGAUCCGGUCCGAACCGGGAGUAUUUCACCCCUGAUGUAGCCCCUUGUAAGGAGAGGGUGAUGUAAAACAAAUGACUAUUUGGCCUUUUCGUACCUUAGGGAUCUCUUUUUCAAUUUUUCUUCGGCACGAAGAUAUAAUUGAGGCUAUAUAUCAAGGCUGCCUUAAUCCAUCACUGUAAGUCAUAAUGUAACUUCUUUCCUUUUUAGUCUAGAAUCCACCCAUGUGGUCCAUAAACUCUCGUUCAGUGAUGGUGAACCUUUUAGACCAGGGGUCUCCAACCUUGGCAACUUUAAACCUGGUGGACUUCAGCUGUGUUGGCUGGGGAAUUCUGGGAGUUGAAGUCCUCCAGGCUUAAAGUUGCCAAGGUUGGAGACCCCUGUUUUAGACACUGACUGCCCAAACUGCAUGUGCGUACAUGCCCAAACUGAAAGAUGCACACGUGUGCAUACACGGACAUGCAUGGACAUGCACGCAGACAUGCAAAAACAUGCGUGCAUGUGCAGUAGAGACCCGAAGACCUGCUGGCUGGAGAGAGGUGGGGCAUCCCAACACCGGCAGCGUGGUGAGAAGUAAGAUCUUUUUCUUUCGUGACCUUCCGUUUUGUUGUUUGCAGGGAAACAGAAGCUCACAAAACAAACGCCAUGGAGAUCUGAUGCAUGCCAUAGAUUCGCCAUCACCAUCCUAUUUAUAGGUUUGUGUGGUGUGUGAAGCCAGCAAGUUGUGAUUUAUGUGACUUUUUUUUCUUUUAACGACCCUGUAAUCCAGUGAUGUGGUCCCCAAUCUUUUGGACAUCAGGAACUGGUUCCGUGGAGAGAGGUUUUUCCGUGGACUGGAGGGGCCAUAGUUUCAUGUGCUGCCUGCAUCCCACGGAUGGGGCUUCGUUUGUUUGUGUUGCCCUGUUUCUGGCAGGCCACGGACCAGUGCCCAGACCAGGGGUUGGGGACCUCUGCUGUAAUCCCUUGCAUUUCCUAGUUUGUAACAGGGACGCAAGGGAGCUUUGUUGCUUGACUGCAUUAAACCUAUUUCAGCACUUCAAGCUGCAUCUACUCUAGUGCUGACAUAAGAAGGAGGAGCGGAGGCAUCUGGAAAGGGAUGUUUGACUUUUCACCUACUUAUUUUCCCUGGAGAUAAUAUCCCCUAGGAGAUGGGAUGGGAGGGGGGAAAUUCCUUUGAGUGGAGCAGUAGAUAGGGGUAGAGUGACUUGGAAGAUGGCCAAUGAGUGCAGGGGAAUGGGGAACGGAAAGGGAGAGUUUUGGGUCUGGAAGUCAGUGUUUGGCUACGAUGAGUCGCGCUUUGAAUGUCGUGCUUAAUAAAUGGGAGUUUUCUUCAAAGACUUUGUUUGAAAUGCAAUUUAUUUGAGACGACCUCGAAACUUGACAACCUACUUGGGGUUAUGCUAUAGUGGUAGGAGGAGUGAGGGGGGCACAUGAUGCAAGCAGCAUCAUGCCACAACCUCCAGCCCUUUUUUGCAUGCAUCAAGGUGCAUCAGCCCAACGCUGCUUUUUGUCAUUUUAUUGAAAAACAUUUGAUCUAGCAGAACGUCUGUGUUACAAUUUUACUUUGUUUUCCACCUUAAAAAGGCAGAAAAUCUCGUUCCUGAUUUUUGGCAAUAUUGAAUAAUUCGAUGGGAUUCCGACAUUGGCCAUCCCAAAUUGUUUGAUCAGAGAUUUAGAGAUUAUACCCUGGAAACUGUUUUUUAUCGGGUUUAUCGAUAGGUGUCUCAACAAGUGGGAGCAUCUGACCAACCUUUUGCUGAGCUCUGAAGCUAAAUAGGAUCCGGCCAGUUGGGCCUUUGAUGGGAGACAUUCAGAGAAUUCCAGGGCUGCAAAUUGCAGUAGUGGCCAAAAUUCUGGAAAUCUUUUGGGAAAAGUGUAUUUUCUAAAACUAGCUAAUAACAUCACUUUUUUUUUUUUGGAGUAGCAUAAAAUUAUAUAUCAAUGGAAAGAUAAUUUAAAUAAGAAUGUAAUACAAUAACUUUUAUGAAGGAUUUGCUAUUAGAAUAGCAGUUACAGUAUAAAGAAGAAAAGUGAAACACGUAGAAAAAAUAGAGAUAUACAAAAAUGAUCACCAUAGAAAAAACGAGAUGUACAAAAAUUAUCACGUCGGUUAACCUUUAGCAUGUACGACAGCCUUACAAUGUCUUCCCAUGGAGUGAAUCAAGUCCUUUAGCUCUGCAGCUAUUAUAAUGUGAAACCAAGAUUGAAGGAUUGCUUCUAUUAACCAGGUUUUAUUGCUGGAUCGCUUCUGACUAACAGGUUUCUUUAGUCGGCUCCAUAGAGUUUCAAUUGGGUGAAGGUCUGGGCUAUUCCCAAGCCAUUCCAGCAGUAGAAUAUGAUUAUCUCUAAACUCCAAACAAAAGUGGUGUUAUUAGCCAUCAAACCUCAAAAAUACACUUUUCCACAAUUGUGGCCACUAUUGUAGAAAAAGAAGGGAAAAGGGUGCAGGUAGAAAUCAAUGGCAAAGUAUGUUUAUAAUGGUGGCUGUUAUCCUCUACCAUCCAGAGUUUCCUGGAAAUGGAAUGGGUUAUGAGCAUCAUUAGAUCAAUAAAUAAAAUAUAUGGCUGGCAAGGAAAUUGUUUGGAUGUGCCCAUGACUUUCCAGGGAGUUGAGCGCAACACAAAGGUAUCUUUAGAUCUACAUGUAUUUAAUGAUUUUCCCUUUCUGUCGCAAUAAAAAAAUAAUAAUGGGUCUGGAGCCAAUCUGGAGAGUCCUAUGCAACCCUGUAAUAUAUUAUCCAGUCUUCUUGAUAUUUCCUUUUUUUUUUUUCCUAUCAUGCCUCUUUUUUCUUUCUUUUUUCCUGCUGGCUGCUUAAAAUGCUUUACAGAGAUAAGAGUUUUGAAGGAGACGGGAGUUUGCUGAACCUCUCCUUUAUGUUUGCAAAUUAGCUGCAGAAUCUUUUUAUUCCGAUUUUUUUUUCCAUGUUGGAUCAGCCACAACGGUUUUAAUGAUCAUUUUGUAUGAUGUGUGAAUGAGCCUCAGUCCAGUCCGAGAGUUCUUUUGAUUCUUAUUGUAAUAAUUUAUUGGCUGUCAUGUAUUUAUUAGUUACCAAAUCUUUAAUAAAGUGCCAGCUAUUUUCUAGUG